AUGCCCAAGGCAAAGAGAACCAAGAAGGAGAAGCUGUUCCAGGACAUCCGCGACACCGUUCCCAAGUACGAGCGCUGCUUCGUGCUGGGCUUCGACAACAUGCGCAACAACCACCUCAAGGACGUGCGCCACGAGCUCUCGGACUCCAGGCUCUUCUUCGGCAAGACGAAGCUCAUGUCCCGCGCGCUGGGCCAGACCCCCGAGGACGCCACCGCGGACGGCAUCCACAAGCUGUCCAACCACCUGACGGGCAACGUGGCGCUGCUCUUCACCAGCCGCCCCACGGACGAGAUAACCACCUACUUCGGGUCCUUCUCCCCCGUCGACUUCGCGCGCGCCGGCGCCGUCGCGUCGCGCGACUUUGUCAUCCCCACGGGCGUCGUGUACGCCACGGGCGGCGCGGUCCCCGCCGAGCACGACGUGCCCCUGGGCCACACCAUCGAGCCCGAGCUGAGGCGCCUCGGCGUCCCGACGCGCAUGGUCCGGGGCAAGGUCGUCCUGGGCGAGGAGACGGGCGGCGGCGAGGGGUAUACCGUCUGCAAGGAGGGCCAGGUCCUCGACUCGAGGCAGACGAGGCUGCUGAAGCUGUUUGACCAGUGCCUGAGCGAGUUCAGGGUCAAGAUCUUGGCCUACUGGGAGGCUAAGAGCGGGGUCGUCACCGAGGUCGACGAGGCCGACGAGGACGCCAUGGAUGGUGUGGAUGAGGAUGAUGAGUAG
Molecule: messenger RNA, 717 nt
Organism: Diaporthe citri
Lineage: Eukaryota; Fungi; Ascomycota; Sordariomycetes; Diaporthales; Diaporthaceae
Exons: 4
Coding region: 1-717 (238 amino acids)
Biological process (GO): ribosomal large subunit biogenesis; nuclear-transcribed mRNA catabolic process; rRNA processing
Cellular component (GO): preribosome, large subunit precursor; nucleolus
Molecular function (GO): RNA binding
Source: RefSeq, a predicted model, not a curated record